AUGGACUGGUACAAAGCUAAAUUCCUCGUCCAGAAUCCGCUCGAUGUCAGAUCGUCAUCAACGAGACACAUGUUAACCCUAUGGCAGACAAGACGGGACGAGGCUACGGCGGGAAGAUGGACUCACCGCCUCAUCGGUAAUGUUAAAGACUGGGUAAUUCGCAAGCAGGGCGAAAUCGAUUAUCACCUCACGCAAGCGCUUACUGAACACUUUUUGGAGUACCUCCAUCUCUUCGGGAAACUUGACUUCCCUAGUUCUUUUGGGACAUUCUCCAAUGAUGCGCUCCGUACCGUAUUCCAGUGCGACGUCUGGCAUGCCGAACGUUUCCGCCUGUCUUGCCUCCUGAGCAGAGAUUUCAGUCCGGAAUCAAUGCUAUGCUAUCAUCCAAGAAUAACUGGCUGUACGUCUCCAACUUCAUUAACAACGUCUUGA
This is a messenger RNA of Cinara cedri, 432 nucleotides long. Lineage: Eukaryota; Metazoa; Arthropoda; Insecta; Hemiptera; Aphididae. The record is from the annotation of a GenBank genome assembly.